AUGGGGGAUGAUUCUAUUGGGAUUACAUCUGAUGAACAGCUGUCCGAGUGGUUUGAGCUCAACAAACAAAGACAAGGGGGAAGUUCAUAUUAUCCAACACAGCCUACUCAGUGUACAAAUGAGCUUGCCACGGUGCACAAGAAGGUGCAUAGGAAAGUCACAGAUGAUUAUGAGCCUGAUCUUGAGUUAGUUCAUGAAGAUGACAAUGAUGAUAUUCCUGAUUGUUCUUAUGAUGUUGAUGCUCCAUGUAUUGAUAUUGGUUGUGUGUUUCAUGACGUGAAUCAAUGCAAAUCGGCAUUAACCCAACAUGCAAUCUUGAAUGAUUAUGAUUUCCGUAUUGUGAAGAAAGAUAACAAGCGAUAUCGAACCAAUUUUAUGAGAGCUGAUCAAGUUAAGAUGGACGGUCCCAAGCACACAUGCAGUUCAGUGAAUCAGUAUGGUGACACAAUGGCAUCAAAUAAUUGGGUCGCUGAAAGGGUGGUUGAAUUCUUGAAAGAGGACUCAAUCGUGGGACCUACGGAGUUACAACGUAAGCUGAAGGACAAGUACGCACUAGAAGUUCCUUACAACAAGGUUUUGAGGGGUAAGGAAAAGGCUCCAGAAAUGAUAUUUGGUAAAUGGGAUGACAGUUAUGACUUGCUGCCCACAUAUAGAGCUGAGCUACUCAAAUCAGCUCCAGGAAGCAUUGUUGAGCUGGAUACUGAAAAUCAUCAAGGGGAUGUCUGUUUUAGGAGAUUCAUUGUGGCCCUCAAACCAUGCAUUGAUGGUUUUCUGCAAGGAUGCAGGCCCUACAUUGCUAUAGAUGCUACGCGAAGGUCAAGGGGUUUGGCUAUCAGCACAGAUGCAUGCAAAGGACUAGGUGAGACUGUGAAGGAUGUGUAUCCUGGUGUCAAACAUAGAGAAUGUAUGAGGUAUUUAUGGAAAAAUUUCAAGAAGCAUUACUCUGGUGAUUUGUUCAAUUAUAACAUGUGGCCGGCUGCCAAGGCUUGCACUAUUGAGAAGUUCAAUUGGCACAUGGGGCAAAUACAGGAAAGGUUCCUUGAAGCAAUUGCUUACUUGGAUGAGAAUCAUCCAUACUUGUGGAGUAGAAGCAAAUUCUCUGAGCAAUGCAAGGUAGACUAUAUCAAUAAUAACCUCUCUGAGUUUUUCAACAACUGGAUACGAAAAUGUAAAGACUUGCAGAUUGUAGAGAUGCAUGAUAUUAUAAGGCAGAUGAUCAUAACCAAAUUUGAUGAUAGGAGGAAAAUUGCUAUAUCAAUGGAGGGCAGCAUAAUCCCUAAUAUAACAAAGGCUCUAACUUCUCAAAGCAAAGAUAUCAAGGACCAUGUGGUUUUAAGAUGUGGCAAUAAAACAGCUGAAGUUACUGCACCUACAUCAUCAGGAUCAUCUUACAAGUAUGUAGUUAAUUGA
Panicum virgatum (switchgrass) is the source of this 1410-nucleotide messenger RNA. RefSeq lists its product as uncharacterized. NCBI's taxonomy places the organism in Eukaryota, Viridiplantae, Streptophyta, Magnoliopsida, Poales, Poaceae. The coding region runs from base 1 to 1410 and encodes 469 amino acids. The transcript is spliced from 5 exons. The record is from RefSeq and is a predicted model, not a curated record.